This is a messenger RNA of Myripristis murdjan (pinecone soldierfish), 5568 nucleotides long. It is a transcript of the gene scn4aa, whose product is annotated as sodium channel, voltage-gated, type IV, alpha, a. Gene Ontology annotation, biological process: neuronal action potential; sodium ion transmembrane transport; membrane depolarization during action potential. The record is from RefSeq and is a predicted model, not a curated record. Gene Ontology annotation, cellular component: plasma membrane; voltage-gated sodium channel complex. Gene Ontology annotation, molecular function: calcium ion binding; voltage-gated sodium channel activity. The transcript has 25 exons. Lineage: Eukaryota; Metazoa; Chordata; Actinopteri; Holocentriformes; Holocentridae. Bases 1 to 5568 code for a protein of 1855 amino acids.
AUGGCGACCCUGCUCCAUCCCCCAGGCACCAAUGUGUUCCACCUCUUUACUCCGGAAUCGCUGGCGGAGAUCGAGAGGCGCGUGGAGGAAAGGAAAAGGGCCACAGAAGUAGAAGGCCAUGAGGAGGAAGAGCCAGCAGCUCCGAACAGUGAUCUGGAGGCAGGCAAGAAUCUGCCCAUGAUCUAUGGAGACCCUCCGCCUGAGAUGCUCAACACACCUCUGGAGGACUUGGACCCCUUCUACAAAACACAGAAAACUUUCAUUGUGAUCAGCAAAGGAAACACAAUCUUCAGCAUGUUCAUCAUGAUUACCAUUCUGUCGAAUUGUGUAUUCAUGACAAUGAGCAACCCACCAGCAUGGAGUAAAACUGUUGAGUAUGUUUUUACUGCUAUUUACACCUUCGAGGCAACAACCAAAGUGUUGUCUAGAGGUUUCUGUGUUGGAUCUUUUACAUUCCUUCGAGAUCCAUGGAAUUGGCUGGAUUUCAUGGUGAUCAGCAUGGCAUACGUCACUGAGUUUGUUGACCUCGGCAAUGUGUCAGCCCUCAGGACAUUUCGUGUACUUCGAGCCCUUAAAACAAUUACUGUGAUUCCUGGUUUGAAAACCAUUGUGGGGGCCCUGAUCCAGUCAGUGAAGAAAAUGGUGGACGUGAUGAUUCUUACUGUCUUUGCCCUGGCUGUCUUUGCCCUUAUUGGCCUUCAACUUUUCAUGGGAAACCUGCGUCAUAAAUGUGUGCGAUGGCCCAUUGAGACAAAUGAAACAGCAUUUGAAGUUUUCAACUCCACUUCCACAUUCAAUGACACUGUGUAUCUCAACAACACCAUGAAUCUAAAUAAUAUGACAUAUCCCAACAGUACUUUUGAUUUCUUGGAAUAUAUUGAAAACACAGAGAAUCAUUACUAUCUGGAAGGCAGCCUGGAUGCUCUUCUUUGUGGAAACAGUUCUGAUGCUGGAAAGUGCCCAGAGGGAUUCACGUGCAUGAAGGCUGGGAGGAACCCCAACUUUGGCUACACCAGCUUUGACUCCUUUGGCUGGGCAUUCCUGGCUCUCUUCAGACUAAUGACUCAGGACUUCUGGGAGAACCUCUUCCAGCUGACUCUGCGGGCAGCUGGAAAGACGUACAUGCUGUUCUUCGUGGUGGUUAUCUUUCUGGGCUCCUUCUACCUCAUCAACCUCAUCCUGGCUGUGGUGGCCAUGGCUUACGACGAACAAAAUGAGGCAACUCAGAGAGAGGCCAGGGAGAAGGAGGAAGAGUUCCAGCGGCUUCUCGAGCAACUCAAGAAUCAAGAGCAAGUAACUAUCGCAAGCAUUGGAAGCCGGGCGACUCUAACCAGUAAGAAGUCGAGUCAUCACACAGCGUCUGAGCUGGCGGAUGAUGAACGGAGCCUCGGAGAUUAUGAAUUCAUCAAGGACUGUAAUGGGAGACUCAUUCCCCAUGUGAUUGUCAACCAAGCGUCCACACAGGAUCAGUCUGCUGCAGAGGAUGAACACAAAGAGAAGUCAUCAGGCUCUGUGCAGAGUAUGCUGCAUGUGGAGGCUCCCACCCUGCAGCAGAGAACCGCCAGUGCUCUCACUGUUCUCACCACAGCAGCUCUAGAAGAACUGGAGGAUGCUCAGAGGCCUUGUCCACCUGGGUGGUACAAGUUUGCUGAUAUCUUCCUGAAGUGGGACUGCUGCAUGCCUUGGGUGGUCUUCAAAAAGUGGAUGUACUUUGUAGUGAUGGAUCCUUUUGUCGACCUGGCCAUCACCAUUUGCAUUGUGCUCAAUACCCUCUUCAUGGCCAUGGAGCACUACCCCAUGACCCCGGAGUUUGACAACAUGCUCUCAGUGGGAAACCUGGUUUUCACCGGGAUCUUCACAGCAGAGAUGGUCUUCAAGUUGAUCGCCAUGGAUCCUUAUUACUACUUCCAAGUUGGCUGGAACAUUUUCGACAGCAUCAUCGUCACGCUCAGCCUGGUGGAGUUAGGGCUGGCUAAUGUCCAGGGGCUCUCUGUUCUCAGGUCCUUCCGUUUGCUACGUGUUUUCAAACUGGCAAAGUCCUGGCCCACGCUCAACAUGCUGAUCAAGAUCAUUGGUAACUCGGUCGGAGCUUUGGGAAACCUGACUUUGGUGCUGGCCAUCAUCGUCUUCAUUUUCGCCGUUGUGGGCAUGCAACUCUUCGGCAAGAACUACAAGGACUGUGUGUGCAAGAUUUCUUUGGACUGUGAGUUACCACGCUGGCACAUGAAUGACUUCUUCCACUCCUUCCUCAUUGUCUUCCGCAUUCUGUGUGGUGAGUGGAUUGAGACCAUGUGGGACUGCAUGGAGGUGUCCGGAGCAGGGAUGUGCCUAGUCGUCUUCAUGCUGGUCAUGGUCAUUGGAAAUCUGGUGGUGUUGAACCUCUUCCUGGCCUUGCUGCUGAGUUCCUUCAGUGGAGACAACCUUGCACCGGGGGACGAUGAUGGAGAAAUGAACAACCUCCAGAUAGCCAUUGGCAGGAUUACACGAGGCACUGACUGGGCCAAAGCCUUCGUCAUCAGAACGGCCCUGCGGAUACUGGGUAGAGAGCCCAAGGAGACUGAGGAGGGCCAGGUGGAUGACACAGACUCCAAAAGUGAGGGCAUUGAAAUGAACCACUUGGACACCAGUCCGCCUUUCAAAAUGGCAGAUGGGAUAACUAAUUGUUUAGUAGAAGGCCGGCCUUCUGGAGUCAUAGUGGACGGAGAGUUCACUUUCAGUGUGCCGAUCGCCCCGGGAGAGUCAGACUUUGAAAACCUAGGCGAGGAUGAUGAGGAUGACAAGAGUGACGAUGACAACUCUGAGAUUUCGCAUAAGGAAGACGACAAGCAUCACAUGCUCAUGGCUGCUUUGGAUGACGGUGAUUCUUCGGUGUGCAGCACAGUGGACUACCAGCCACCUGAGCCUGAACCAGAGCCGACAGAAGAAGAAGAGCCUGAGCCAGUGGAACCAGAGAAUUGCUUCACUGACAACUGUGUGACGCGCUGGCCGUGCCUCAAUGUGGACAUCACCCAAGGUGACGGCAAGACAUGGUGGAACAUCCGCAGAACCUGCUUCACUAUCGUGGAGCACGAUUGGUUUGAGACCUUCAUAAUCUUCAUGAUCCUCCUCAGCAGUGGAGCUCUGGCCUUUGAAGACAUACACAUAGAAAGACGCCGAACCAUCAAAAUUAUUCUCGAGUAUGCGGAUAAAGUUUUCACCUACAUCUUUAUCAUUGAGAUGCUCCUCAAAUGGGUGGCAUAUGGCUUCAAGACCUACUUCACCAACGCUUGGUGUUGGUUGGACUUUUUCAUUGUGGAUGUUUCCCUGAUUAGUUUAGGUGCCAACUGGCUGGGCUACUCUGAUCUGGGACCAAUCAAAUCUCUCAGAACGCUCAGGGCCUUAAGGCCUCUUCGAGCUCUGUCAAGAUUUGAAGGGAUGAGGGUGGUGGUGAAUGCACUUGUUGGAGCCAUUCCCUCCAUCUUCAAUGUGCUGCUGGUGUGUCUGAUCUUCUGGCUCAUCUUCAGCAUCAUGGGAGUCAACCUGUUUGCCGGAAAGUUCUACCGCUGCAUCAAUACCACCACAGAGGAGAUCUUCCCCAUGGCCGAGGUCAACAACUUCAGCGACUGCAUGGCCAUUAAAGAAGCCACGCAGGAGGCUCGCUGGGUCAACGUCAAAGUCAACUAUGACAAUGUUGGACUGGGCUAUCUCUCCUUGCUUCAAGUGGCAACAUUUAAAGGUUGGAUGGACAUCAUGUAUGCUGCAGUUGACUCAAGAGAGGUUGAGGAGCAACCUUCAUAUGAGAUCAACCUCUACAUGUACAUGUACUUCGUCAUCUUCAUCAUUUUCGGCUCAUUCUUUACUCUCAAUCUCUUCAUUGGUGUCAUUAUUGACAAUUUCAACCAGCAAAAGAAAAAGAUAAAUAAAGACAUCUUUAUGACUGAGGAGCAAAAAAAAUACUAUGACGCCAUGAAGAAACUUGGUUCCAAGAAGCCACAGAAGCCAAUUCCACGACCAACAAACCCAAUCCAAGGCAUGGUGUUUGACUUCAUCAGUCAGCGGUUCUUUGACAUCUUCAUCAUGGUCCUCAUCUGCCUCAAUAUGGUGACCAUGAUGGUAGAGACUGAUGACCAAAGUGCAGAGAAAGAGGAUUUCCUCUUCAAAAUCAACCUUGCCUUCAUCAUUGUCUUUACCGGAGAGUGCACACUAAAAAUGAUUGCCCUCCGUCAGUACUUCUUCACCAUAGGAUGGAACAUUUUUGAUUUUGUUGUGGUCAUCCUGUCUAUAUCUGGUAUAAUGCUUUCAGACAUCAUUGAGAAGUACUUUGUGUCACCCACUCUGUUCAGAGUGAUCAGGCUGGCCAGAAUAGGCAGGAUUCUGCGUCUUAUUAAAGGAGCAAAGGGCAUUCGAACGCUGCUGUUUGCUCUAAUGAUGUCCCUCCCUGCCCUUUUCAAUAUUGGCCUCCUGCUUUUCCUCAUCAUGUUCAUCUUCUCCAUAUUUGCCAUGUCAAACUUUGCCUAUGUCAAAAAGGGGGCUGGAAUCGAUGACAUCUUCAAUUUUGAGACAUUUGGUGGAAGCAUUAUCUGUUUGUUUCAGAUCACAACGUCAGCUGGCUGGGAUGGACUUUUACUCCCAAUCAUGAACAGGGAGCCUCCAGACUGUGACCCAGAUAUUGAGAAUCCAGGCUCGGAUGUAAGGGGUGACUGUGGCAAUCCGGGCAUGGGUAUCAUGUUCUUCUGCAGUUACAUCAUCAUCUCAUUCUUAGUGGUGGUCAACAUGUACAUUGCCAUCAUCUUGGAGAACUUCAAUGUGGCCCAGGAGGAGAGUGGCGAUCUGCUGUGUGAGGAUGACUUUGAGAUGUUCAAUGAGACUUGGGAGAAGUUUGACGUGGAUGGCACGAUGUUCAUUGAGUAUAGCCGACUCUCAGAUUUCUGUGAUGCCCUGCAGGAACCGCUGAGGGUGCCCAAACCCAAUCGGCUCCGUCUGAUUGAGAUGGACCUGCCCUUGGUGAUUGGGGACAGGAUCCACUGCUUGGACAUUCUGUUGGCCGUCACUGAGAUGGUCUUGGGAGAUACGGUGGAGAUGGCAGCAAUGCGGGAAAGCAUCCAGGCCAAGUUCAUCAUGAGCAACCCCACUUCAGACUCCUUUGCACCCAUUACCACAACGCUACGCCGCAAAGAGGAAGAGCUGGCGGCUGUGGUUAUUCAGAGGGUUUACCGCCAACAUCUGAUGAAACGCUCCAUACGGCAUGCCUCCUUUAUGCGUCGCUCCAAGAGGCUCAAGGGAAAGAUCAAAGAUGAGGAUCCACCAGAAAAGGAAGGGCUGCUUGCACGGAAAAUGGGAGUGCUUUAUGGGAGCAAUGCAGACCUCGCGGAGGAGAUGGAGCAGGCUUCUUUGCAACAACUACAAAGCCAACAGGCGGUCAGGCCAGAGACACCGUCAGACACCACAGGGGCCCAGAGCGGUCCGGAGCCCACAGGGUUGAAUCUCAUGGUCGUACCAGUGGAGAUAACGAGUGAGGUUGUGCUACAUUCUGCCCCCAACCAAAGAGUCUUCAGCCUAUAUGGAAACUUACGAGAGUCGAUUGUAUAA